This is a messenger RNA of Melanaphis sacchari, 1444 nucleotides long. It is a transcript of the gene Rpt1, whose product is annotated as 26S proteasome regulatory subunit 7. Lineage: Eukaryota; Metazoa; Arthropoda; Insecta; Hemiptera; Aphididae. The record is from RefSeq and is a predicted model, not a curated record. Bases 59 to 1372 code for a protein of 437 amino acids. Gene Ontology annotation, cellular component: proteasome regulatory particle, base subcomplex. Gene Ontology annotation, molecular function: proteasome-activating activity; ATP binding; ATP hydrolysis activity. The transcript has 9 exons. Gene Ontology annotation, biological process: proteasome-mediated ubiquitin-dependent protein catabolic process.
ACAUAUUAAUACAAUAUUUAUUACAUUUUGGAUUCAAGUUUAAAAUUAAUUAUUCAAGAUGCCUGACUAUUUGGGUGAUGAAAUGAGAAAAGUGAAGAAAGAUGAACCCGAAAAAGAUGAAAAAGAAAAAGAAAUUAAAUCUUUGGAUGAAGAGGACAUAGCAUUGCUUAAAACAUAUGGCCAAGGUCAAUGGACAAUUAAUGUAAAGGCCGUAGAAGAUGAUAUCCAAGGUGUCAUUAAACGUAUUAACGAAUUAACUGGAAUUAAAGAAUCGGAUACAGGAUUAGCUCCUCCCGCAUUUUGGGAUUUAACUGCUGACAAACAGACUCUUCAAAAUGAACAACCAUUACAGGUUGCCAGAUGUACAAAAAUUAUUAAUGCUGAUUCAGACGAUCCUAAAUAUAUAAUUAAUGUCAAACAAUUUGCCAAGUUUGUUGUUGAUCUCGCAGAUUCUGUAGCACCAACUGAUAUUGAAGAAGGAAUGCGUGUUGGAGUUGACCGUAAUAAAUAUCAAAUUCAUAUUCCACUUCCACCUAAAAUUGAUCCUACUGUUACCAUGAUGCAAGUAGAAGAAAAGCCAGAUGUUACAUAUUCAGAUGUUGGUGGAUGUAAAGAACAGAUAGAUAAAUUACGAGAAGUUGUUGAAACUCCAUUAUUGCAUCCCGAAAAAUUUGUGAAUUUGGGAAUUGAACCACCAAAAGGUGUUUUGUUGUUUGGACCUCCAGGAACCGGUAAAACUUUAUGUGCUAGAGCAGUUGCUAAUCGUACAGAUGCUUGUUUCAUUCGAGUAAUUGGUUCUGAGCUUGUUCAAAAAUAUGUUGGAGAGGGAGCACGUAUGGUUCGUGAAUUAUUUGAAAUGGCACGCAGUAAGAAAGCUUGCUUGAUAUUCUUUGAUGAAAUUGAUGCUAUUGGUGGUGCACGUUUUGAUGAUGGCGCUGGUGGCGAUAACGAAGUACAAAGAACCAUGUUGGAGCUUAUUAAUCAGUUGGAUGGAUUUGAUCCCAGAGGAAACAUUAAAGUCUUAAUGGCAACUAAUAGACCAGAUACGUUAGACCCAGCAUUGAUGCGUCCAGGACGUCUUGAUAGAAAAGUUGAAUUUGGUUUACCUGAUUUAGAAGGUCGAACUCAUAUUUUCAAUAUACAUGCUAGAGCUAUGAGUGUCGAACGAGAUAUUCGUUUUGAAUUGUUGGCUAGACUUUGUCCCAAUAGCACUGGAGCUGAGAUAAGAUCUGUGUGUACUGAAGCUGGUAUGUUUGCAAUUAGAGCUCGCCGAAAAGUUGCUACUGAAAAAGAUUUCCUGGAAGCUGUAAAUAAGGUCAUCAAAUCAUAUGCCAAGUUCUCUUCUACUCCACGUUAUAUGACAUAUAACUAAUGUAAUAUUAAUUAAUUUUUAAAAUUGGUUUGUACUCAAUUUUAAAUUAUUUAAAUGUCUACUUGAAAGAUA